Molecule: messenger RNA, 2038 nt
Organism: Saccostrea cuccullata (small rock oyster)
Lineage: Eukaryota; Metazoa; Mollusca; Bivalvia; Ostreida; Ostreidae
Exons: 13
Source: RefSeq, a predicted model, not a curated record
CAAAAUCAUCUUUGUGUGACUUGAAGCAUUUCCAGGUGUGGUCUACCGUUCUGAUUUGCACCUUUAAGGCAACUAAAGAUGCAGUGAUAUUCAAACUGUGACAUGGGAUCGGGAUGUAUUGUUCAAAUAUGCCUGCUUAUCAUUAAUCUUACUAUUUCGGCUGCUCAGCGCUGUCCUUUGUCUGCCAGGACAGAAACAAUUGUUAGACAAUGUCCAAAAAGCGAAGAAAAUACCAAAACAAGAGCACAAACAAAAGCUUGUUAUAGGCUUGCAGAAGAGCAGACUUGUACAAAUUCAUCGAAAUUCAAGUAUCACUGUCUUCCUACUGAUCUAUCGGGAACUUUGGUGGAAGUGUGUGCUGCUGAAACAUACAUUCAUGGCGUAUGUGUGUUUUAUAACAACACGGAACUUCAAAUAAAUGAAAGUAUAAAUUGUAGCCAGUCUUCUACAUGUCCUCACAGAUUUUUAUCAUCAGAAGCACACUUAUAUGAGCCUUGCCAGUCAACCAUUCUUACAUCGACAACCCUGACAACUUUUAAAACAGUAACUACUGUACCCGGGGAUGUCUCGAAACUGCAUACCAGUGUGUAUAUAUUAGUUGCAGUGACGGGGAUAUUUUUUUUUUCCAUUGGAAUACUUGUUUUCAUUAUUAUGAGAUAUACAAACAUUCAGAAAAAGAAUAAAAAAGAAGUCCACGAAGAAGACAUUCCUUUGCGUAUGCUAGAAGUUUACGACGAAGAUGACAUUCUUUUGGGUGAGAAAGGAGAACAUAAAGAAGAUAAAAGUCAUUUACAUCAAACAAACUGGGUAGACAAUUACAACGUAUGGAAGACAUAUUUAUCAGAACAGUUCUCCACCCUGACUGAUGGUGAGGUGUCCGUGUUAUUCUGUUUUCUGUGUUCUGACUCCGGUUCCCCUGACUUCACUGUAACAGAGUGGCUGGAUUUGCUUAAUAACAUACGACAAAGUGUGUUAGAUAAAGAUAAUCCUGAAACACGUGAGGAAGCACAGCAGACUCUGGACAGACUGAGGUCACGUGAUUACCUUUGGGAAGAUCAGGACAAGAUGACAGAGAAUACAAAGGAUGAGACAAUGUAUAGGAUAACAUUAAAAAAUCGUUAUAUUCCAUUUUAUCACAGUAGUUAUCAUGCAGCCAACAUGUACCUGAGGUCACGUGGAUACAAAAGAAAACCUGAAGAGAAGUGUGUCAUUGGGGUUGCUGAUUACCUUCUGAUACGCCGUCUACAGAUGAACAUACUGACUCACGUCACCAUGGAGGACACGAGUAUAUAUGAUGAGAUACACCAGAUAUUGAAUAUCCCAGACAAUAUGCUAUGGGACAGUAAAAACAAACGAAAACAGUUUUUACUGAAUCUAAGGGGAGAAGGGGAGGCUGUGCAUUACAGAGGGCGAUCGCAUGACAGUAUGGAUCACGUGAGAUGGCUAUGGAGAUACGGGGUUUAUGCGAGACCUGACAUCGUGAGAUCCUGUAUAGGACUCCAUCCUCACAAUGACAUUUACAUCAUCGACAACAAACCUUAUAGGAAACCAAGUGAACAUCGUAACAAUCCACCAGAUGUCAGGUGUCUACUGUAUUCUCUACUGUUAGCUGAAAAAUAUCAGUUGAAUCUCAAUGAACAAUCGCACAGGAUCAUAAGGGACAAAAUCAGAGAUAGAUAUUUCCCUGAAGUUGCUGAAGAAGGCUUGGUAAAUCUGCCUGAUGGAAUCACAAAAACCCAGAAUGGCUUGAUAAAGUUUACAUCAGACGACAUCAGACAUGACGUAAUGUACGCCUUUGUCACGGAGUGCCUGGUAGAUAACAGUGAUUUGGAUUUUUUCCUGACCACGGCGUCACGUGACGUGAUCUCUGAAUACUGCCGGUCCUGGCGUUAUAGGAGGAGUGAGGGAGAGAGAUGUCUAUAUGUACCGGACGAGCCGAAGAAGAUGUUCGACCUUUUUAUAGAGAAACUACGGCUGGACAUCAUCACACACUGUACCGUAAAUGAUAAGAUGAUUCAUGACAGUAUCAGUGAACGUU